CCGGCUCCGAGGAGGACCAUGACCAACGGGGUGGGGAGCGAGUCCCAGGACUUGCCGCGGCUGUGCUGCCCGGAGAAAGGGCCCAACGGCUACGGCUUCCACCUGCACGGGGAAAAGGGCAAAGUGGGCCAGUUCAUCCGCUUGGUCGAGCCGGAUUCUCCGGCCGAGAAGUCCGGGCUGCGGGCCGGCGACCGCCUGGUGGAGGUGAACGGCGAGAACGUGGAGAAGGAGAGCCACCAGCAAGUGGUCACUCGCAUCCGGAACUCGCCGGGCUCGGUGCGCUUGCUGGUGGUGGACGCCGCGACCGACGAGCGGCUGCAGAAGCUGGGCCUGGAGUGCAGCGAGGAGCUGGUGCACGCGCUGCCCGCCGGCAAGGCGGAGGGGCGCGGCGGAGGCGACCCCCAGCCGCCCGAGGCUGCCUCGCCGCGGGAAGCGGAGAAGGAACCAGACCACGCUGGCCAGCGGGAUGAACUGCGACCUCGCCUCUGUCAGAUGAAGAAAGGCCCCAAUGGAUACGGGUUCAACCUUCACAGUGACAAGACCAAGCCAGGCCAGUAUGUCCGGGCUGUAGACCCAGACUCACCGGCUGAAUCUUCAGGACUGCGUCCACAAGACCGUAUUAUUGAGGUGAAUGGGGUGUCUAUGGAAGGCAAGCAGCACUCUGAUGUAGUUGCAGCCAUAAAAGCCGGUGGAGAUGAGACACAGCUGUUGGUGGUGGACAGCUUAACGGAUGAAUUUUUUAAGAAGUGCAAAGUCCUUCCCUCAGAGGAACAUCUGACAGGGCCCUUGCCAGAACCAGUUGCCAAUGGCGACGUAGAAAAGGAGAACAGCAAAGAUGAGCAGCUGGAGCCCAUCUGUGAAAGUCCUCUUAGCCCUGACCACUUGCCUGCUUCCCCCACUGUGAAUGAGACUCACCAUGAGCUCAACUCUCAGGAGAAGGUAGAGAACCGCAGCUCCGUAUCUGACCCAGUGCUUGAUUUGGACAUCCCCCUGGCAGUGGCCAAGGAACGUGCUCACCAGAAGCGCACCAGCAAAAGGGCACCUCAGAUGGACUGGAGCAAGAAAAAUGAACUUUUCAGCAAUCUUUGAAGUGUCUCAUCCCCAAGCCGGGAGGAGAAGUGCGGGCAAUACCAUAAAAUCUGGCCUGAUUUUCCUUGACUUUCGUUAUCAGACUCCAGUUUCUUGGGGAGAGCUUCUUCCCACUCCUACCCUACCCUUUCCCCCCUCUCUUAGCCUGGGGGAUGCACAAUCUUUUCUAUCCUGUGUAAUUUGAUGAAAAACAAAUGGCACAAUGACCACUCCCGUGCAAUUCUGGGAAAGUAAAUGCAUUUUUAAAGGAUGAUGAGAUUUUUAUACACUGUCGAUAAAUACUUCAGUAGGUUUCAUAUGAGUGUAUGGCAAGGGGUUAAUUGAUCUGUGAAUUGGAAACUAAUAUGGGGACCAAGCAGAGUGCUGUUCACAUCACUGCAUUGAGGAGAAACAUGCUGGUAUUCUUUCCCCCCAAUGCAGCACUGUUCUCAGUGAAAACUUGUGUUCAGGCCAAGGUUCGACGGUACCAAGCUUAAGACACCUAAAGUGAUAUUAAUGAGCUUAGUACUCUUUAAAGAGCAUUGGUUGCAAAAACAUCUAAAUGUGAAUACCUAAAAUAGCAGAAGUUGUUGUUGUUAGCUGACUCCUGUUGGAAAAAUCCAAUUGGAUCAUGAUAGGAAUACACCUGAUUGUUUGGGGGGGACUAUAGCGUUAGGAUAAUAUGGAGGAUUUUUUAAAAAAAAAAUUGAUUCCUUGAUCUCCAUUUUGGAAGCGAAUGAACUUCCUUUUUCAUGAGGUUGCAUUUUCCUGUGACUAGAAAUUCCAUCCCUAACACUCGUCUUUUUAUCACUUUUCUGAAUAAUCAUUCAUUAGAAAAGAUUGUAAGUGAUAGUAAGGUUAUCAUUCAGGGGACAACAAGACUUCUGUUGCGUUGCCUCACUUAGGCUUCAAAUAUUUUGUCACACUCAACAUCUGAGUUGAGAAGGAAGCUUCAGAAAUGGUCUUGGCUGGGGAUUUGUUCUUGUUCUGACUAGAAAAGCUGAGUCUUCAGGUCUAACAUGGCUACUGAAAAGAGCCAAGUGUAUUACCACAGAGCUUGAGCUCAUCAGGGUUUUCAGUAAUAAUGUGUAAUUAACAGUUUAUAUAAAAACUGUUUCACUUUCUGAAAUGAGAUGUUUUCUAAUCGCUGUCUUGAUCCCCUCUCCCGUUUUGUCUACAUAUGUUGUGGAAAUUAUUCUUCUCUUUGAAUGUUUUAUUUUCUUGAUUUAAUGUUUGUAUUGUCAAAUGCAAGAAGAAAAAAAAUCUGUUUACUAGAAGGAAAAAAGUCAA
Heteronotia binoei (common prickly gecko) is the source of this 2358-nucleotide messenger RNA. RefSeq names its product NHERF family PDZ scaffold protein 1 (gene NHERF1). Gene Ontology annotation, molecular function: protein-membrane adaptor activity; signaling receptor binding. Gene Ontology annotation, biological process: protein localization to plasma membrane. Bases 19 to 1089 code for a protein of 356 amino acids. The record is from RefSeq and is a predicted model, not a curated record. NCBI's taxonomy places the organism in Eukaryota, Metazoa, Chordata, Lepidosauria, Squamata, Gekkonidae. Gene Ontology annotation, cellular component: apical plasma membrane. The transcript is spliced from 6 exons.